Molecule: messenger RNA, 3600 nt
Organism: Notothenia coriiceps (black rockcod)
Lineage: Eukaryota; Metazoa; Chordata; Actinopteri; Perciformes; Nototheniidae
Gene: kank2
Product: KN motif and ankyrin repeat domains 2
Exons: 13
Coding region: 203-3316 (1037 amino acids)
Biological process (GO): negative regulation of cell population proliferation; negative regulation of G1/S transition of mitotic cell cycle; negative regulation of intracellular estrogen receptor signaling pathway
Cellular component (GO): cytoplasm
Molecular function (GO): protein binding
Source: RefSeq, a predicted model, not a curated record
CUUGGCUGCGCUGUUUUUGUCUCUGUCAGUGAGCGCUCCUGGGCCGAGGUGGCUGAAAGGGUUUCCAGAGGACAGGUGCUGACUGUAAGAGUGCAAGAAAAGGAAGGGAGAGCAAGGAUCCUGGGGAGGAGAGAUCCCGUCCUUGCAGCGCACGCAGCUGGCGAGAGUUGGUGGAUGUUUGAAUAACAGCCACAGGCUCACGAUGGCUCAGGUGCUGCAUAUGGAGCCCGGCUUCCCAGGGAAGCUCAACCCGCCCGCAACUCCUUCCCUGCACGGCAAAGAGCAGGAGGCCUACUCAGUGGAGACCCCCUAUGGCUACCGUCUGGACUUAGACUUCCUCAAAUAUGUUAACGACAUAGAGAAGGGAAACACUAUCAAGAAGGUACCCGUCCACCGCCGACCACGCUAUGGCUCCCUGCCCCGUGGCUAUGGCUACACUGGCUCCUGGUGGACCUCCACAGAGUCUCUGUGCUCCAACACCAGCAUGGACAGCAGACACUCCUCCUUCUCCUACUGCGCCCCGGGAUACCACACAUCCCAGAGGCCCAACUUCAGCACCGCUCGGGUGGAGAAGACCCUUAUGGAUGCACGCAGGAAGCUGGAGGAGGAGAAAGAGGGGCGGAGGUUCUCCAACCUGGGAAGCAUGCACAGCAGCGUAGCAGGCUCCAACACCUCCAUCAGCAGUGCACACAGCUACAACAGAGCCCAUGGUGGAGGGGGAUCCUUCACCCCGAUGAGUUCUGGCCUGUCCACCCCAGUGACCCCCACACCAGCGCACCUGCAGCACGUCAGGGAGCAGAUGGUUGCGGCUCUCAGGAAGAUCAAGGAGCUGGAGGAGCAGGUGAAGACCAUCCCAGUGCUGCAGGUCAAAAUCUCCGUGCUGCAGGAGGAGAAACGGCAGCUCAGCGUCCAGCUGAAGAGCCAGAAGUUCCUGGGUCACACUCUGAGUUUCAACCGAGGCCGCCCCAGAGGAGAGCUCUACAUCGACAUCCCUGAAGAAGAUGUGAGCACGGGGGCUAAGAGCAGCAACCAGCCAGCAGGGCCACUGUCCCCCACCUCACCCGAGGGCUCCAAGCUUCAAGACUCAGGAUGUGAGAUUGAGGACACAGUGAUUGUGAGUGGAGCUCGACCGGAUGCAAAGCGGGAAGUGCGCACCAUCGCAGUGGGACCAGAAGAGUUGAGGGGCAGCAGUGAGUUGGGAGUCGGGGUUCGGGAGGAGGAUCUGGGGCUGCUGCCAGAGACCCAGGCUCUUAGGAAUAAAGUGGGUCAGCUGGAGGGCCAGCUAAAGAGGACGGUGCAGGAGCUGCAGGAGGCGCGGCAGCAGGCCGCAGCAGUCCAGAGGGGCCCUCAGGCAGAGCACCCAGUUAUGGCUACCAGCGUGGGCUGGCAGGAGCCUCAGGGCUGCAGCCUGCACACCCUGGUCAGCUUCACCCAGCCCCCCCAACAGAGGGAACAGAGGACUGUGGGAAUCCAGGUGUACACACUGGAGCAGCCCACUGUGGUGGAGGUGGGCACGCUGAUGCGAGCGGAGAUCUGCAGCUCCCCCUCCCCUCAAGCAGCUGCUGGAGCCGUGGAGGGCCAACACAGAGGACAAGCUGAAGAGGCUCCAGUUGAGUUACCGAUUGCCGUCAGCUCCAAGCAGGUGCGCGAUGUCCUGAAGAGCGAGCUCUCCACCUCGGUACCUGUAGCGAGUCCUGCCAUCACUGUCAGCACGGCCGGGGAUCAGAUUGGUUUGAUGCAUUCAAAAGAAGAAGAGACACACCAGCAUACAUCCAAAAAGGCUGCCGAGUCCCACGAGGACCCUCAGACAGCCUCAUCUCCCCAGUCUUCUCUGAGGUCUAUUAUGAAGCGCAAAGCAGAAGGUGAACCGGGAUCUCCCACCACGAAGAAGAACCUGCAGUUCAUUGGAGUCAAUGGAGGCUACGAGUCCACGUCCUCAGACGAUAGCAGCAGCGAGAGCUCAGAUGAGGCGAGUGACUCCAGCGAAUAUCAUGAAGCACGAGAAAAACUCACAGAGUCAGCGGCCCAGCACCAGCUAAUAACCAACAGCCAGGCUUCCCCGCCUUCAGAAAGCAAUAGAGUACCUCAUCAGACUGCUGUCGUACUGCCAGCCAUCAUUCCAGACUCACAGCAGAGUCUCAAAGAUUCAGCAACAGCCGACAUGAAACUGCCGGUCAAACCCCCCCGGUCACCAGCGAUAAACACUACUCUAAUUCCUCCAUGUCCACAGAAUGAUGCUGCCUCUAAAGACACUGUUAACCAAUCAUCAGGCACACUCACAGUCACGCAGGAGCUCUCCUCCACAUCAUCAAGCACUGAAUCCACUCCCGAACAAAGCUCCUCAGUUACCUCUUCUUCAUCGCUGUGUGUCACUAAAACCACUGAGAUCACCCAACAGCAAUACACCGUCCAAACAGAAACAACCGUCCUCUCCAGCCAAUCGGAGCCAACGCCAGCAGUGGAGAGCCACGUAAAAGAGACUGCCACAGUACCUGCCAAGCAAGUCAGAUUGGAUCUGAGUGACAGCCUGAUGUCAGCUCUUCAUGCCCUGCAGAAAGCCCUGGGGGAGCCCAAUGCCUUCAGCCAACAAGGAGCAAGGGCGGCCUACACCAGCGUGCUGCAGGAGUGGCUGCGCGUGUCCUGUCACAAAGCGGCGGACACAGCUGUUGUCAAAGCCUAUAUGAACACCUUCGCCUCAGUCUCCCCUCAGCUGCUGGAGUUUGUAAUCAACAUGGCAGAUGGUAACGGGAAUACAGCGCUUCACUACACCGUCUCCCACUCCAACUUCCCCGUGGUGAAGCUGCUGCUGGAAACUGGCCUGUGUAAUGCUGACAAGCAGAACAAGGCGGGCUACACAGCCAUCAUGCUGACAGCCCUGGCCGCCUUCCACUCUGACAAUGACCUUCAAACCGUCCUGCAGCUGCUGCGCACGGGGGACGUCAACGCCAAGGCCAGCCAGGCCGGUCAGACGGCGCUGAUGCUGGCGGUCAGCCACGGUCGCGGGGACAUGGUGAGGGCGCUGCUGUCCUGCGGCGCUCAGGUCAACAUCCGUGAUGACGACGGCUCCACAGCGCUCAUGUGUGCCUGCGAACACGGUCACGUUGACAUUGUGCGUCAGCUACUGUCUAUUCAAGGCUGUGAUGCCACUCUCACUGACAAUGACGGCAGCACUGCUCUGUCCAUCGCCCUGGAGGCCAGUCAGAAUGACAUUGCUGUGCUCCUGUAUGCUCACCUCAACUUUGCAAAGCCCCCUUCCCCUGUUUCACCAAGGUGUCCUCUCUUGGGUUCGUCUCCUCCUGCCGGUGAAGCAAAAUAAACCCUGCUCCAGCCAGUCCACAGUAACUACUCAUAUUACAGCGUGAUUUAUUUUCCUCAUCUGUGUUAUUCAGAGAAACAAUGAGUUUGUGUUUGUUUUCACCCUCCAUAAUUUAAAUACUUUAUAAUGUGCAGAUAAUGACAUGACAGCUUGCACCAUUGUUAUCCAUUUCUCUUUGUACACUGAGGUCUUUCUUGCUUUAAAACAAGUACAAAUAUAAAAAUGGAACAUCUAGCACAGGGCUAUUCAAUUGGCGGCCCGCGGGCCAAAUCCGGCCCCGGGGU